This is a messenger RNA of Manduca sexta (tobacco hornworm), 943 nucleotides long. RefSeq names its product cleavage stimulation factor subunit 2-like. The record is from RefSeq and is a predicted model, not a curated record. NCBI's taxonomy places the organism in Eukaryota, Metazoa, Arthropoda, Insecta, Lepidoptera, Sphingidae. Gene Ontology annotation, cellular component: mRNA cleavage and polyadenylation specificity factor complex. Gene Ontology annotation, molecular function: mRNA binding. The transcript has 6 exons. Bases 185 to 829 code for a protein of 214 amino acids.
AUUUGGAAUAUUAUUGUUUUCAGUCGGUAACAUACCUUAUGAAGCCACAGAGGAGAAGUUAAAAGAUAUUUUCAGUGAAGUGGGUCCAGUAUUAUCGUUCAAGCUUGUAUUUGACCGUGAGACUGGUAAGCCGAAGGGGUAUGGGUUCUGCGAAUACAAAGACCAGGAGACAGCGCUAAGUGCUAUGAGAAAUCUCAAUGGCUACGAAAUUGGAGGACGCUCACUCCGUGUGGACAACGCUUGUACUGAAAAAUCUAGAAUGGAGAUGCAAGCCUUGAUGCAGGGACCUCAGGUGGAGAAUCCAUAUGGUGAAGCGGUGGAGCCUGAGAAGGCUCCAGAAGCUAUUAGCAAGGCUGUUGCUACUCUUCCGCCAGAGCAAAUGUUCGAGCUGAUGAAACAGAUGAAACUUUGCAUACAGAAUAAUCCUACCGAAGCAAGGAACAUGUUGCUUCAGAACCCACAACUGGCUUAUGCAUUACUCCAAGCCCAAGUGAUCAUGAGGAUUGUGGACCCAGCUACAGCUGUUAGUAUGCUGCAUCCAAGCAAUCCGGUUCCACCAGUGUUGCAGUCUGGAGACAAGCCACAACCCAAUACUUAUGUUCCGAAUAAUCCUCCACCAUCACAACCCCCUCCAUUGCUUGUUAAUCCUGUACCACCGCCCAGCCAGUAUCCACCAACUCGUCCGUCGAUGGACGUUGACUUGCGAGGAUCACGCGCGGCUGUGCCCCCGCUGCUCGACCAGGACAUGCGCAGUCUGCCGCCCGUGCACCCUCCGCACCAGACGCCACACCCUGUGCCGCCGCCGCAGCACCACGCGGCAGAACCGUGAGUGUACACCAAUACUUAAUAUUUAUAGCAUUGGCAUGCAAAAUGACACAUCUAAAAUGAGUUAAGUAUGGGAAAAGGAAAGUACAAUUGAUACCAUUAAAAGAGCCUCCUAUCU